Messenger RNA from Rotaria socialis, 516 nucleotides. Lineage: Eukaryota; Metazoa; Rotifera; Eurotatoria; Philodinida; Philodinidae. The record is from the annotation of a GenBank genome assembly.
AUGGAUGAAAGCAAUUUAGCGUCGAUCGUCUUAGGUGUUAUAGCCGGUUUUUAUAGUACCAUUUUUUUACUUUGUUUAUCCGAUGUUGUUCAUUUAAAUAAAGAAAUGGUUAAAAUGAAACAUGAAUUAGCCGAUUUGAAAGCCCAAAGUAUUAUAUUUAAUCGUACAUCUUUCAUUGACUCAUCAACUGAAGUAAUAAUACCACGAAAAAAUAUUUCUGGAAAAUUAUGUUUAUCAUAUAAUGAACAACGUCAAAUACUUGAAUAUGUUAAUUUUCUAUGUAAUAUGGCAAUACUUGUAUUUGGAAGUUAUUCAAUAUAUGUUCACGGUUUUGGAACAUCUCAUGGUCUGGCAUAUCGUUUAGUUUUUUUUAUAUGUAAAUUAUGUACUAUUAUUGCAUCGAUUUGGCUCAACCUUCAUUUUAACAAAGGCUUACCAAGUGAUAUAUUUUUAUAUGUAUGGAUAGAUGUUAAUUGUGUUGUGUCAAUAUAUCGUAGUUUAAGUCAAAUAAUUUAA